This is a messenger RNA of Adineta steineri, 693 nucleotides long. The record is from the annotation of a GenBank genome assembly. Lineage: Eukaryota; Metazoa; Rotifera; Eurotatoria; Adinetida; Adinetidae.
AUGGGAUAUCCUCGAUGGAAAGUAUAUGAUCAUCGUGAAAUACACAAUAAAACAAUAUUUAUUGGCCUAAAUCAUCGUUGUGAAAAUCAUCUGAUUGACGUUACAUCUACUCAAAAUAGGAUAUAUUCCGUUUGUGAUCAAAAUAAAUAUGAUUUUCAUUGUAAUAAAGAAUGUUUCAAUAUUCACAAUGUAACAAAUGAUAAUGAAAAACAUCGUUUAUGUAAUCUUCCUAAUAAUCCAUGUAAAUGUGAUUAUUCAUCAAUAACAAAAGGUCUUAUGUCAUGUACAAUAAUUGCUGCUAUUACACUUAGUAUAGCUUUACUUUUAAUUUCGUCACAUAUAUUACUUAAUCAAUAUAAAUACAAAAUUCAUUUUUAUAUAUCAGCUAUAACUAUAGUAUUAUUAGUUUUUGGAUUGAUAUUCAUUUUGAUAACACUUAUUUUACAUGGUUCGACGAUGUCAUAUGAUUUAUAUCAAUAUGUUUACGGAUUAGAUUGUAAAUUAGAUACGUUAAAAAGUCAAGAAGAAAAAGAUAAUUAUAAAAUGAAUAUUACACAAGAAAUUAAUAGACAUUAUAUUAUUCGUCAUGAUUGGGCUACUGGUUUGGAAAUCAUAGCAUUGAUACUAUCAAGUUUUACAUUACUUACACAAAUUAUUUAUAUAUUUUCAAUACAUCGAAAUCAAAUUGGUUGA